CCAUGACGGUAGCUGUACGCGGUUUGGAAAAAAGUAGAAAGACAUGAAAGCCCUUAUAUCACUUUAAAUUGACACAAAACGCACUUUCUUUCUGAGAAUCCAAAUCUAAAUUUUCUCUCAUCCGAAACCCUAAAACCUUCAUCAAUUUGAAACCCUAAUUUUCGUGUCUUCGUCUCCUUCAUCAAGCUUUUACCCCCAAAUUGAGAUUUUUUCUAUCAUCUCCAUCAGGGUUACAUUACUAAAAUUUCUUGAAGGAAUUUGACCUGUUUUAUUGCAAGUGCAAUGGCUUCUUCCUUGGAUAUUUCCCUUGAUGAUAGAAUUAAGAGCAGAAGUAACAGAGGCAGGGGCAGAGGACGUGGCAAAGCCCUUUCUGGCCGUGGAAGUGGGACUCUAGGAGGUGGAAGGAGGACAGGUGCUGUUAAUGGUAGAAGGACUAGUAAUGGUGGAAGAACUGGUGCUGUUCGUAGAGGCCCACUUAAUGUCAACACUCGCGCGUCAUCUUAUGCUAUUGCCAAGUCUAUUCGCAGACCCAAGACUCUUGCAUGGCAGAGUGAUUUGUUUGAGGAUAGCCUUAGAGCUGCAGGAAUUCAAGGAGUAGAAGCUGACACUAAGUUGUAUGUUUCCAAUUUGGAUCGAGGAGUGACCAAUGAAGACAUAAGGGAACUUUUCUCUGAGCUUGGGGAGUUGAAGCGCUAUGCGGUUCAUUAUGACAAAAAUGGACACCCAACUGGUUCAGCUGAAGUUGUCUACAAUAGAAGAAGUGAUGCAUUUGCUGCUCUGAAACGAUACAACAAUGUGCUUUUGGAUGGAAAGCCCAUGAAGAUUGAGAUUGUUGGAACAAAUUCAGCAUUGCCUGUGACUGCACGGGUGAAUGUCUCUUCAAUGAAUGUCUCUGCAAUGAAUGGACAGAGGAAGAGGACUGUUGUAAUGACGCCUAGAGGUGGUCGAGGUGGAGGUCCUGCCAUGCUGAAUCGUGGUGCAGGUUGGGGGCGUCGUGGUGGCUCAAGGGGUGGGAGCGGGAGCAUGCGUGGACGUGGUCGAGGCCGUCCUGGCAGGGGUGGAGGUCGAGGUCGUGGAAGAAAGGAUGGAGUUGAGAAGUCAGCUGAGCAGCUUGACAAGGAACUGGAGACCUAUCACGCAGAGGCUAUGCAAACAUGAUCUCGGAAUCAGCAAGUUUAAUUAGUACUUUUAGUCAAAAUAUGCUAUUGGCUUGCUUGUACAGAAGCUUUUUGUCAUUGGCUUUACCUUGAAUAUUUCACUUCGCUGUGCUGAUAAAUUUUAUCCUUUUUGAACCGCGUUGAAAUCUUGUUAGGGGCUGAAUGAUUAAGUUGGUUGAUUUUGAAGCCUGCCAGUUUAUAUGAAUUGAAGUUGUUUUUGCCAAUUA
Molecule: messenger RNA, 1384 nt
Organism: Medicago truncatula (barrel medic)
Lineage: Eukaryota; Viridiplantae; Streptophyta; Magnoliopsida; Fabales; Fabaceae
Product: THO complex subunit 4D
Exons: 7
Coding region: 283-1158 (291 amino acids)
Biological process (GO): mRNA export from nucleus
Cellular component (GO): nucleus
Molecular function (GO): mRNA binding
Source: RefSeq, a predicted model, not a curated record